CUAGUCCAGCAUUAUAUACAACGCUGAGAAGAAAUAAAGAGAAAUAAUACAGACAAUAUAGAAUAACUAAUUCUCAUAUUACGGAUAAAAAUAUUACAGUCUUGUGUAUUAAUUGGCAGAAAUAAUACAAUUAUGAGCGCACCAGCAAUUGGGAUCGAUCUUGGAACCACAUACUCCUGUGUUGGGGUAUUCCAGCAUGGGAAGGUGGAGAUAAUAGCGAACGACCAGGGUAAUAGGACCACGCCGAGCUAUGUUGCAUUUACAGACUCCGAGAGACUUAUCGGUGACGCAGCAAAGAACCAAGCGGCAAUGAACCCAACAAAUACAAUUUUCGACGCUAAACGACUGAUAGGUCGCAAAUUCGAUGACCAGGGCGUUCAAAGUGACUCAAAGCACUGGCCGUUCAAAAUCGUCAAUGAUGGAGGCAAGCCUAAAAUCCAGGCUGAAUACAAAGGCGAAAAUAAGAUGUUCGCGCCUGAGGAGAUAAGCUCAAUGGUGCUCACUAAAAUGAAAGAAACUGCAGAAGCAUAUCUCGGUCAAAAGGUUACGAAUGCAGUUGUGACUGUGCCAGCCUAUUUCAACGAUGCCCAGAGACUUGCAACAAAAGAUGCCGGGGCUAUUGCUGGACUUAAUGUCAUGAGAAUAAUUAACGAGCCUACGGCAGCGGCAUUAGCUUAUGGACUUGAUAAGAACUUAAAAGAUGAAAAGAAUGUGUUGAUAUUUGACCUCGGAGGUGGAACCUUUGAUGUUUCAAUUCUGACUAUUGACGAGGGGUCAAUAUUCGAAGUUAAAUCAACAGCGGGAGAUACUCACUUGGGCGGUGAAGAUUUCGAUAACAGAAUGGUCAACCACUUUGUCGAGGAGUUCAAACGUAAACAUAAGAAGGAUAUGGGCAAAAACUCUCGAAGUUUGCGCAGAUUGAGAACAGCAUGCGAGAGAGCAAAGAGGACGCUGUCAAGCAGUGCCGAGGCAAACAUCGAAAUCGACUCUUUGUUUGAGGGCAUUGACUUUUAUACAAAAAUUACAAGAGCUAGAUUCGAAGAACUUUGUUCAGAUUUGUUCAGAGCCACGAUGGAACCAGUAGAGAAAGCGCUUCGGGACGCCAAGCUCGACAAAUCUAGGAUUGAUGAAGUUGUUCUCGUUGGAGGAUCUACAAGAAUUCCAAAGAUUCAAAAACUGUUGCAAGAUUUCAUGAAUGGUAAGGAACUGAACAAAUCUAUAAAUCCUGAUGAAGCUGUGGCAUACGGUGCCGCCGUCCAGGCAGCUAUAUUAUCUGGCGAUACUUCAGAAGCUAUCAAAGAUGUUCUCCUGGUUGAUGUUGCUCCUCUUUCGCUUGGAAUCGAAACAGCUGGUGGGGUCAUGACAAAAAUAAUUGAACGCAAUACCAAGAUUCCAACAAAAGCAUCUCAAACAUUUACGACAUACUCGGAUAACCAACCGGCUGUCAGUAUCCAGGUAUUCGAAGGCGAAAGAGCGAUGACAAAGGGCAACAACUUGCUGGGACGUUUUGAUCUUACAGGAAUUCCACCUGCACCUCGUGGGGUACCUCAAAUUGAGGUUACCUUUGACAUUGACGCUAACGGAACAUUGAACGUUUCAGCACAAGACAAAAGUAACAACAAGAUUAACAAAAUUACCAUUAAGAAUGAAAGAGGUCGUUUAUCAAAGGAGGACAUUGAUAGAAUGGUAAAUGAAGCAGAACAGUAUCGGGAGGAAGAUGAAAAACAAAGACAAAGGAUUGACGCUAGAAACAAACUUGAAGUAUACGUGUAUAGCGUAAAGCAAUCGAUAUCAGACGCAGCAGACGAUAAAUUAUCGUCUGAAGAUAAAGAAACAGCUAAAAAUGUGUGUGACGAAUGUGUCAAAUGGUUGGACUCGAACACAACAGCCGAAAAAGACGAAUUUGAGUUUAAACUGGAGGAAGUACAGAAAAAAUUGUCACCGAUCAUGGUAAAACUUCACGGAGGGAGAAAUCAAGGGAAUAGUCAACAAUACGGGUCAUCACAAAGCGCUGGAUCUGGGCCAACAGUUGAAGAAAUGGACUAAUUAAAUUAAGUUAAAGGUAUAAAAUAACUGUAAAUAGGAAAUUAUAUAAAAAUAUACGACUUACGGACAAUUUAUUUGCUUUUGCAAAUUAUAUUGAUCUCAUUGAGUUAUUGUAUGUAAUUUGUACAUAUGCAGGAACUUGUUUAUAAAUUGCAAUAUGUUAAAUGAAUCUUAAUACAUUUUACAAUGUACAUAAGUUGAAACUUUUCAAUAAACUGUAUUUAAUUCUACAAAUGUUAAAAAUGUUAAUUUUUCAUGAAAUUCAUUAAUUCGUUAUAUUAUGCAUUAUCUUGUUUCUCAAAAAAUGUAAAAUGUGUUCAUUUGAAUCUGUUUU
Messenger RNA from Ruditapes philippinarum (Manila clam), 2380 nucleotides. Its product is annotated as heat shock protein 70 B2-like. Gene Ontology annotation, biological process: protein refolding; cellular response to unfolded protein. Gene Ontology annotation, molecular function: ATP hydrolysis activity; ATP binding; ATP-dependent protein folding chaperone. The transcript has a single exon. NCBI's taxonomy places the organism in Eukaryota, Metazoa, Mollusca, Bivalvia, Venerida, Veneridae. Gene Ontology annotation, cellular component: cytoplasm. The coding region runs from base 133 to 2046 and encodes 637 amino acids. The record is from RefSeq and is a predicted model, not a curated record.